CUGCUCUCAGUUGCCCUUCAGGUUCUGUGCCCUGGGGGCCUGGCAGUGGCAGAAUCAUGUGGGCACCUGGUGCGGUGGCCCGGGAGCGAGUGCCCCUCCCGGAGGCUCCUCUAGGAUGUUGAUCUCGGACUCAGCUUGGGAUCUUUUUCUUUCACUUUUCUUUUAGCUGGGGUUGGGACUCCCCAGCUGGAAAGCGAACUGGGAAACCGGGGAAACCCCAGCUGAUUCGCCCCUCGUACCUUGAUUGCUCACACUGGCUGCCGCCUCGCACCCUGCAGCCAGAAAUCGAUGGAGAGUAGGGCAGCUUGCCGGUCCUCCUGCGAGUCUUACCAGCCCGCUGCGCCCUGCAGCUUGUGGUGUACCUCGCUCCGCGCUGCAGGGACCUUGCCAGGGCAGGCCCAGGGGGAGCAACGCGCGGCUGUCUGCCCCCGCCCAGCUGCAGAGUUGGACGAAGACAGGAUCCUGCUGCUUGGAAGGCUGAGUUCCCCAUCUAUCCGAGGAGCUCAGAGAGGUCAGGAAAGAGUCCAUGCCGACACAUGGCCCUCUGGCUCUUUGAAGCAGUGGCUCUUCGUGGUCCACGCUGGUGAGUUCCUUUAGAGCACACAACCCCUGUCAGCAGAUAACCAGCCUACAGGAGGUCAAAAGGCGUUCUGCAUGGAUGGCAGCUGGAAGCCCAUCGCCAUAGCCAGCUCUUCACCACUUAAGCAAUUACCUGGGCAUUAAGUAAUGAAAAUUUUGAAACCAUAUAUGAGGAAUACAUCCAUCUCGUGCUACUUGUGUUUCCUGCUAAACAGUCAUUUCCUAACUGAGGCUGGCAUUCAUGUCUUCAUUUUGGGCUGUGCCAGUGUAGGUCUCCCUAAAACAGAGGCCAACUGGAGGGAUGUGCUAAGUGAUCUAGAAUAUAUUGAAUCUCUUAUUAAAUCUGUCCAUAUUGAUGCCACUUUAUACACAGACAGUGACUUCCAUCCCAGUUGCAAAGUUACUGCAAUGAAUUGCUUUCUGCUGGAGUUACGGGUUAUUUUACAUGAGUACAGUAACGUGGACCUUAAUGGAACAAUAGAAAACGUGAUGUUGCUAGCAAACAGCUCUCUGUCUUCUAACAAGAAUAUAACAGAAUAUGGCUGCAAGGAAUGUGAAGAACUGGAGGAGAAAAGCUUCAAAGAGUUUUUGCAGAGUUUUAAAAGCAUUGUCCAAAUGUUCAUCAACACUUCGUGAUUGUCGCUGAUGCUCUCCAGGGUUUCUGUUAUUACCACACUGCUCCCUGCUGUGCAGAGGCAGCGCCGCUCUGUGCAUCUGAGAUCCGCUGGGGAAACAAAGCGGCCGAUGAACCACUUGGAUCAGAUGAACUCCGAGAGUCUACCGGAGGGAAGGAACUCUUCUCAGGCUUCUUUUGUUCCUUUUUAAUUUAUUACUGCACUUGUACAUAUUUGUAAUAUAACAGAAGAUGUGGAAUAAAGCUCUUUAU
Molecule: messenger RNA, 1465 nt
Organism: Chionomys nivalis (European snow vole)
Lineage: Eukaryota; Metazoa; Chordata; Mammalia; Rodentia; Cricetidae
Gene: Il15
Product: interleukin 15
Exons: 9
Coding region: 727-1215 (162 amino acids)
Biological process (GO): immune response; positive regulation of immune response; positive regulation of cytokine production
Cellular component (GO): extracellular region
Molecular function (GO): cytokine activity; cytokine receptor binding
Source: RefSeq, a predicted model, not a curated record